Messenger RNA from Dioscorea cayenensis subsp. rotundata (Guinea yam), 1203 nucleotides. Its product is annotated as transcription factor MYB20-like. NCBI's taxonomy places the organism in Eukaryota, Viridiplantae, Streptophyta, Magnoliopsida, Dioscoreales, Dioscoreaceae. The transcript has 4 exons. The coding region runs from base 254 to 1177 and encodes 307 amino acids. The record is from RefSeq and is a predicted model, not a curated record.
CAAAGCAAGCAAAGAUUAUUAAGUAUUUGAGAGAUGAUGAGAGGGUUGGAUUGUCUCAUUCCAAGAAGUGUCACACGUGUGAAGGUGCUUCCUCGUUGUAACACGUGUGCAUGGGUGAGACUUGGAUUGGAAAACAAGGUCCUAAUUAACUGAGACUUCCUCUAACUAAGCUUCUGUUCACUUUCUCUCUUUCUCUCUUUCUCUUUUCUUCUUCUUCUUCUUUGUGUUAUAUAAAGGAGGAGAAGAGGAGGAGAUGGGGAGGAAGCCAUGUUGUGAGAAAGUGGGGUUGAAGAAGGGGCCAUGGACAGCUGAUGAGGAUAAGAAGCUCAUCAACUUCAUUCUCACCAAUGGCCAUUGCUGCUGGAGAGCUGUUCCUAAGCUUGCUGGCUUGCUAAGAUGUGGCAAGAGUUGUAGACUAAGAUGGACAAACUACCUGAGGCCUGACUUGAAGAGAGGCUUGCUUUCAGAUUCUGAAGAACAAAUGGUGAUUGAUCUCCAUGCUCGUCUUGGAAACAGAUGGUCUAAGAUUGCAUCACACUUACCUGGAAGAACAGAUAAUGAGAUCAAGAACCAUUGGAACACACACAUCAAAAAGAAGUUAAAGAAGUUGGGAAUUGAUCCUCUCACUCACAAACCUCUCCCUUCAACUGAUCAACAACAUCUCCAACAACAACAACAACAACAACAACAACAAAAAGAAGAAGAUGAUGAUGAUGAUGAUGAUUAUAAGAAAAAUGCAGUAGUUUCUAUGGAGUCAAGAGAUGAGUUUUGCACUGAUGAAGUUCCUUUGAUUCAACCUCAUGAGAUUCUUGUUCCUUCUUCUUCAUCAUCAUCAUCAUCAUCAUCAUCAUCAUGUUCUUCAUCAUGCAUGGACUGGCUUGAGCCAAUGCACUUUUGGGGACUAGAUGAGUUCAUGAGUGGCUGGGAUUUCUUUGGUGAUGAUGCUAAUGGAGUACUUUGGACUACUACUACUACUACUACUUCAUCUCUUGAUCAUGAUCUUCUUUUACAGUGUCCAAGGAGUACUCUUGCUACUACUCCUACUACUACUACUUCAUCUCUUGAUCAUGAUCUUCUUUUACAGUGUCCAAGGAGUACUCUUGCUACUACUCCUACUACUACUACUAGUAGUAGUAGUUACUUUGAUCAAGAGGCUUGGAAAUUUGAGCUCUUUUGAAUUAAUUUUAUUUAAUUUUAUUCUCU